UACACAGAAUUCAAUACAAUACAAUACAAUACAAUACAAAGCUCACUUUUCUUUUUGUUGUCUUUCUCUUCUCUCCUCCUCUCUACAACAAGGAAGAGAUCUCUAGAGCUUCUGUUGAAAGCAAGGAAUUCUUACAGUAACACAUGAACUCUUGAUAACUCCAAGUUAUAUUCGUAGGCAAACUUUCAUCGUUUAGUUUGUAGUAAUUGCUAAUUGUUCAAGUAUAUAUAUUUUUUCCUCUUUUGGGUAGUGAACGGGGAUAGGAUAAAAGUGAGAACCUUUUGAUGUUGGUUUUUUGCACUUGUGCUUGAAGUUCUGUAUGUUGGAUAGCUAAAAAGUUAGAAUUUUUAGAAUGUUAGACAUAUUUAAGGCUUAUUUUGCUUGUCAAAGGUUUGAUCUUUAUGGUUCAGUUUUUAAGUACAGGAUUAAGUCUUUAAUUGUCUGGUAGUGUUUCUAGUUUCUAGAUUGUUUUUGUUUUUUGGAUUCACGGUAUAUGCUGUUUGGGACAACGGGCGUGUCAUGUUUUUGUGAUUGUACCAAGUCCUGUGACUUCCUGUUUGGUUGUUCUGUGCAAAUGAUACGAUGAAUGUGGAUAUGAGGGAAAAUUCAUCUGGCCUUUCUUUUUGAAUGGACUAAUUAAAGAGAUUCAUUUGAGUAUAAACCCAGAAAAUGACUAGGAGAAGCUUACAUUUUAGCAAGCUAUAUUCAUUUUCGUGUUUCAAAUCUGCAUUUAAAGAUCACCAUGCUCAAAUUGGGCAAAAAGGGUACUCUAGAGUGGUGUACUGCAAUGACCCUGAUAAUCCAGAGGCUCUUCAGCUUAAGUAUAGGGGGAAUUAUGUAUCCACUACCAAGUAUACUGCAGUUAAUUUUAUACCCAAGUCAUUGUUUGAGCAGUUUAGGAGGGUUGCAAAUAUAUAUUUUCUCGUUGUAGCUUGUGUUUCAUUUAGUCCAUUGGCUCCCUAUACGGCGCUCAGCGUUCUUGCACCUUUGCUAGUAGUUAUUGGAGCUACUAUGGCUAAAGAAGGUGUGGAAGAUUGGAGGCGAAGAAAGCAGGAUAUAGAGGCCAACAACAGAAAGGUUAGAGUAUAUGGAAAAGAUUACACUUUUUCUGAGACCAAAUGGAAGAAUCUCCGAGUUGGGGACCUUGUUAAGGUGACUAAGGAUGAAUACUUUCCUGCUGAUUUGCUUCUGCUUUCAUCAAGCUAUGAUGAUGGUAUUUCUUAUGUGGAGACCAUGAAUCUUGAUGGAGAGACUAAUUUGAAGUUGAAGCAUGCCUUGGAGGUGACAUCAUCUCUAUGUGAUGAAGAAUCCUUCAAGAAUUUUGUGGCCAUGGUCAAGUGUGAGGAUUCAAAUGAAAAUCUUUAUUCCUUUGUUGGAACAUUGAAUUAUAAUGGAAACCACUAUCCACUUUCACCACAACAAAUUCUUUUGAGAGAUUCCAAGCUCAAGAACACCGAAUAUAUCUAUGGUGUGGUUAUUUUCACUGGACAUGACACAAAAGUGAUGCAAAAUGCUGUGGAUCCUCCUUCUAAGAGAAGUAAGAUUGAGAGGAAAAUGGAUAAGAUAAUAUACAUCCUCUUUAGCACUUUGAUUUUGAUAUCAUUUGUUGGAUCCCUAUUUUUUGGAAUUGAGACUAAAAGAGAUAUAAAUGGUGGCGAGUACAGAAGGUGGUAUCUUCAACCAGAUGUCACAACUGUGUUUUAUGACCCUCAAAGAGCAUCCCUUGCUGCAUUUUUUCACUUCUUGACAGGACUUAUGCUGUAUGGAUAUUUGAUACCAAUAUCCUUGUAUGUGUCAAUUGAAAUUGUAAAGGUGCUACAAAGCAUUUUCAUUAACCAAGAUCAGGAUAUGUACUAUGAGGAAACUGACAGGCCAGCACAUGCACGCACGUCUAACUUGAAUGAGGAACUCGGGCAGGUUGAUACCAUACUAUCUGACAAAACAGGUACUUUGACAUGUAACUCGAUGGAGUUUGUCAAGUGUUCAAUAGCAGGUAGUGCUUAUGGCCGCGGUAUGACAGAAGUGGAAAGGGCUUUGGCAAAGAGAAUAAAUGAUGGACUGCCAGAAGCUGGUGAUGAUUCAGCUGAUCAACCUGAUGAUAAUGGCAAUACAGGUUACCCAGGAAAGUCAAUCAAGGGAUUCAACUUCAGAGAUGAACGCAUAAUGAAUGGUCAAUGGAUUAAUGAGCCUCAGUCAGAUGUCAUACAAAAGUUCUUUCAAGUGCUAGCCAUUUGCCAUACUGCAGUUCCUGAAAAAGAUGAAAAAUCAGGUGAAAUUUUCUAUGAAGCUGAGUCACCAGAUGAAGCAGCCUUUGUUAUAGCUGCGAGGGAAGUUGGCUUCGAAUUGUGUGAAAGGACUCAAACAAGUAUAUCAUUGUACGAGUUAGACCCCGCAGCUGGUAAAAAAGUUAAGCGAAUGUACCAACUUCUUCAAGUCCUUGAGUUCAGUAGCUCUCGCAAAAGAAUGUCUGUGGUUGUGAGAAAUGUUGAGAACAAGCUAUUUCUCCUUUCCAAGGGCGCAGACAGUGUGAUCUUUGAAAGGCUCUCAAAAGAUGGACGGUUGUUUGAGAGGAAGACCAAGGAGCACAUCAAAAGAUAUGCUGAGGCCGGUUUGCGAACCUUGGUAAUUGCAUACCGGGAGCUUGAUGAAGAUGAAUAUGGAAUAUGGGAAAAAGACUUUUCAGAAGCCAAAGCAACAGUAACUGCAGACCGAGAUGUAUUGGUAGAUGAAAUUGCUGAUAAAAUUGAAAGGGAUUUGGUUCUUCUAGGCGCUACAGCUGUCGAGGACAAACUACAAAAGGGGGUUCCUGAGUGUAUUGAGACACUUGCACAGGCCGGAAUCAAAAUAUGGGUUUUAACUGGCGACAAGAUGGAAACAGCAGUAAAUAUAGGGUAUGCAUGUAGUCUACUGAGACAAGAAAUGAAGCAGAUCAUUAUCACUCUGGACUCUCCAGAUAUUGAAGCUUUGGAAAAACAAGGGGAUAAGGAGGCCAUUUCUAAGGCUUCUUUUCGAAGUGUGAUGGAGCAAAUAAGUGGUGGAAAAUCUCAACUUAGUAAAGAAAGCUCAACAUCAUUUGGUUUAGUGGUUGAUGGAAAAGCCUUGGCUAUUGCACUGGACAAGAGUCUUGAGAAGAAAUUUUUGGAGCUUGCACUCGGCUGUGCUUCUGUUAUAUGCUGUCGGUCUACUCCAAAACACAAAGCCCUUGUCACAAGACUGGUGAAAAUGGAAACAGGUAAAACGACAUUGGCAGUUGGUGACGGAGCAAAUGAUGUUGGCAUGCUUCAGGAGUCUGAUAUUGGAGUUGGGAUUAGUGGUGCUGAAGGAAUGCAAGCUGUGAUGGCGAGUGAUUUUGCAAUAGCACAAUUCCGUUUUCUGGAACGUUUGUUGCUGGUACAUGGUCACUGGUGUUAUAGGCGAAUAGCCAUAAUGAUAUGUUACUUCUUCUACAAGAACAUCGCAUUUGGAUUUACUUUAUUUUGGUUUGAGGCCUACACUUCUUUCUCUGGUCAGCCAGCUUAUAAUGACUGGUAUAUGUCAUUUUACAAUGUCUUCUUCACUUCACUUCCUGUAAUAGCUCUUGGUGUUUUCGAUCAGGAUGUCUCUUCAAGGCUUUGCCUAAAGUAUCCUGUGUUAUAUCAAGAGGGAGUACAAAACAUCCUCUUCAGCUGGCCACGCAUUCUUGGUUGGAUGUGUAAUGGGAUCCUCAGUUCCAUAGUUAUCUUCUUCUUCACCACCAACUCCAUGAUUGAUCAGUCUUUCCGUAGAGAUGGUCAAAUGGUUGACUUUGAGAUUCUUGGGGCUACGAUGUACACAUGUGUAGUGUGGGCUGUAAAUUGCCAAAUGGCACUUUCAAUCAAUUACUUCACUUGGAUACAGCACUUCUUCAUCUGGGGAAGCAUAGCCUUUUGGUAUAUAUUUUUGCUGAUAUACGGUUCACUCUCACCUAUUGUAUCUACAACAGCAUUUAGAGUUCUUGUGGAAGCCUGUGCUCCAAGCCCUCUCUAUUGGCUUGUCACUCUUCUUGUUGUUAUUGCCACCCUGCUACCUUACUUUUCCUACAGAGCAUUUCAGUCUCGUUUCCAGCCAAUGAUUCAUGACAUAAUACAAAUCCGGCGAUCAGAAGGCUCAGAACCUGAAGCUUGUAAUGAGUUGCCAAGUGGGGUCAGGGUGAAAAUGCAUCAACUGCAGGAAAAUCUAAGGCACAGAAACAUGUAGUUUUCUUUUCCGCUUUUUUUAGGUAUUUCAUAUACGUUUGUGUUGGAAAAGUAAAAUGUAGGUCUGGGAUAUGUGUGUAAAUGUGCGAGGGCAGGGCUUGAUCAUCCCUGCCACUAGGUUAGUAGAGUGGUUCAUUGUUUCUUCAAAUCCUGAUAAUUGUUCUGCUUGUUUUAAAGUGUACCAGAAAAACAGGAGGAAGUUAUGCAUCGGUGUCUUGUAAAUCAUCAGCAAUGUAAAUUUGGUAAAUGUGGAAAGUACAUAUUAUAUUGAUCUCUAAA
Molecule: messenger RNA, 4493 nt
Organism: Ricinus communis (castor bean)
Lineage: Eukaryota; Viridiplantae; Streptophyta; Magnoliopsida; Malpighiales; Euphorbiaceae
Product: probable phospholipid-transporting ATPase 8
Exons: 11
Coding region: 670-4215 (1181 amino acids)
Biological process (GO): phospholipid translocation
Cellular component (GO): plasma membrane
Molecular function (GO): ATPase-coupled intramembrane lipid carrier activity; ATP hydrolysis activity; magnesium ion binding
Source: RefSeq, a predicted model, not a curated record